CGUUUUCAAAUUAAAUAAUUUGCCCAUUCGUCCUUCGAUUCUGACUUGUCGUGGGUUAUAUUGUACAGUUGUCGAAAGUCAAUAGAAAACCUCCAUACGCCAUUCUGGGUUUUCAUUUACAGCUAUAUACUGCAAUGGAAUAUUUGGAGAAUGCACCAUUAGAACCUGGAUGUCCUACCUUCGAAGUAACGCUCUUUUCUAAAUAUAUUGCCGUAGCGGUCAGUCAUAAAGAAACUUGGUGCUCGGGUUAUAGAUUCUGUAAUGAAAUGGCCUCAACCAAGCGUUCUUGGUAAACUUUGGCACUCCUGGUCUCGAAAUAAAGGUACCGCAAAUCAUUCAUCAACGCCUACAUUCUACGUGUUAAAUUGUGUGAAGAUUUUCGAACCAAACGUUUGGGAAGCCCAUAACUUCAACACUGUAAAUUCAUUGCAUUCUGGAUUGACUAAUCAUGUAUCAAAUGUUAAUCUUUUCGGUCCUCCUGAAAGGAGCCCUAGUAUUUAUCUGAUUGUAGGCGUUUUAAUGCUGUUUGGGUUAUGGUUUACAUCCAUGCUGACCAUUUGCUUUGUUCGUAUUCUUUUAAAACCUGGAAAAUCAACUCUUAAACAUGAUGGUUUAUUAAAGAGUCAAAAGAUUCUACAAGCACUUGAGAAAAACUUAUCCCAUCAGGUAGAAACUUAUGAUUUAAAAUCGCUUAAUGUUAUUAGUUCAUAUGACAAUAAUGAUAAUUCAGAUCAUCUAAAUUGGAAUGAAGUCAACAAAAUUCUUGGCCAGUCGAAAAUCAAUAUGUUUUUCUCCAAUACUCAGUUAUCAGCACUUGUUAGUUUGCUUCACGAAAGUUACAUUAUAGAAACAAAAUAUCUAUUAGAAAAAAUCAGUGGAACUGCUCAAAAGCUUUCAGUUGCCGAAGAUCUAUAUAUCAAAACACAAACCAAGAAAUGUCUGUUAAUAUUUCCAUGUUACAGCAAGAAAUGUAUAGAUAAAGAAAUGUAUAUGGUAAUGAAUAGAGUAAAAAAUAAGGUUUCCGAUCUAAAACAUGAAGUAAUAACUCAUAACAGACGAUGGCGUUGCAUUUUAGCGGUUUUACAUAACUCAUGUACUAGUUUUGCUGGGUUCUAUAAUGUAAAUGAUAUUUCAACCAGUUCAGACUCUUUCAAAACAACCUUCGAAUGUAAGGAGUCAGAAAAUCCUGAACAAGUUCAGUCAUUUUUUAAAGAUACUUGUGACAGUAAAAACGAAAGUCAUGAGAAGUUGGAUAAUUUCGCUACCGAAUUUUUCGAAAAUAAAAAUAAAUUCAUUUCACCUGGUGAGAACGAAUCAGUCACUGGGAUGUGUAAUAUUGAUGAGGAUUUUCCUGGGUAUCCCAGAAAUAUAUCGAUAAAUGAUGUUCCUGAUUCUUAUGGUGAUAAUCCACAGAUGGUCGAUGCAAAUAAACAAAACUACUCUAAUCUACAUUCUACAAAAAUUCCUACUUUCAUCCAUUUUUCGCUUUCAUCUCAGAAAACAUCUAGAAAGUGGAAGUCUGGUUGUGUUCAAAAGAAGCAUAUUUUCCAGCAUGUAUAUGGAAGCGGAUUAUCUGCUCUUUCAACCAAACACCGCUCUGGCAAUAUUUCUCAAAAUGGGAAAUUAAGAAUACCGUUUGAAGGUUUUACUAACACUACUAACCCUGCCGAUGGAAUACGAAAACCCGAGUCAAUUAAACUUUAA
Molecule: messenger RNA, 1704 nt
Organism: Schistosoma intercalatum
Lineage: Eukaryota; Metazoa; Platyhelminthes; Trematoda; Strigeidida; Schistosomatidae
Source: the annotation of a GenBank genome assembly